Molecule: messenger RNA, 285 nt
Organism: Paramecium sonneborni
Lineage: Eukaryota; Ciliophora; Oligohymenophorea; Peniculida; Parameciidae
Source: the annotation of a GenBank genome assembly
AUGAUUAAAAUUGCAGAAAAUCUAUUUUAUAAUAAGAAGAUAAUAAAAUAGGUUAAUGUUAAGAAAGUUUUUGCAAUUUUGAAGUAUAAUCAAAUUUGUUAUAAAAUUUUUACAAAUCAUAAUUUAGAAGAAUAAAUAUUACCUUUCUUUCCUUAAAAUAAUGAUCCCAUUAUUCUUAGGUAAAUAUCUAGUUUAAAUUAACAUUUAUCUUCAUCUAAGUACUAAGCUCGAGAUACAUAAUACUUAUUAUAAUUCUAUUAAAAAAUUUUAAAGGCAUUUUAUUGA